AUGCGCGGAAGAGCCCUGAAACGUGAACUUAGCGCGCCACCUAGUGCUAGGGGGAUGCAUCGUCGCCCAAGUAAAGGAAAUCAAGAAACUGGCUUGGGUCUGAGGAGGGAGUUUCUAGAGAACAUUGAUGCUCGGGCAGCAAAUAUAAAUAGACAGCUGGUGUAUAUCAACCUAAAGAGCGCCUGUACAGCAGAGGAUGUAAUGAAGGGAAGGAGAGCGCUGUUUCUGCAACCUCGUGUUCAUAUUUCAUUGUCUCCUUUCCAACUGUCGCGCAUUUUCUCCUCACAAUCAGGACACAGACUUCCUGGCCACGUGGGCAACCUCACUGCGGUGACAGAGUUCCUGCUCGCCGGGUUCUCCGCCGUCCGGGAGCUGCAGCUGCUGCACGCGGCGCUCUUUCUGCUGGUUUACCUGGCAGCGCUGGCGGGGAACCUGCUCAUCGUGGCGGUCGUCACUCUGGACCAGCGCCUUCACUCGCCCAUGUACUUCUUCCUGAAGAACCUCUCCUUUCUGGACUCCUGCUACAUCUCCGUCACGGUGCCGAAGUCGAUCCACAGCUCCCUGGCCCGCAGCACCUCCAUCUCCUACCUCGGCUGUGUGGCCCAGGUCUACUUUUUCUUUGCCUUCGCCUCCGCCGAGCUGGCCUUCCUCACCGUCAUGUCUUACGACCGCUACCUGGCCAUCUGCCACCCGCUGCGCUACGGCGCGGCGAUGACCCCGGGGAAGUGCCGCCAGAUGGCAGCCGUCGCCUGGCUGAGCUGCUUCGCCUACGCCUCGGUCCACACUGGCAACAUGUUCUGGGAGCCCAUUUCAAGCUCCGACACCAUCCACCAGUUCUUCUGCGACAUCCCCCACGUGCUGGCCCUGGUUUCCGGGGAGGUCUUCUUCGCGGAAUUCGUGACUCUGGCUCUGAGUUCGUGCUUGGUGCUGGGGUGCUUCCUGCUCAUGGCGGUCUCCUACUCCCACAUCUUCUCCGCCGUGCUCAGGAUCCCGUCGGUGGAGAGCCGCGCCAAAGCCUUCUCCACCUGCUCCCCGCAGCUGGUCGUCAUCCUGCUCUUCCUCACCUCGGGGCUCUUCGCCGCCUUGGGACCCAUUGCAAAAACCUCCUCCACCCAAGAUUUGGGGAUCGCUCUGGCUUACACGGUUCUGCCUCCCUUCCUGAACCCCAUCAUCUACAGCCUGAGAAAUAAGGAGAUCAAGACAGCUGUGCGGAGACUGUGGGGGAAGAUGUGCGCUCUGUGA
Messenger RNA from Fukomys damarensis (Damara mole-rat), 1242 nucleotides. Its product is annotated as olfactory receptor 14I1. The record is from RefSeq and is a predicted model, not a curated record. Gene Ontology annotation, biological process: G protein-coupled receptor signaling pathway. Lineage: Eukaryota; Metazoa; Chordata; Mammalia; Rodentia; Bathyergidae. Gene Ontology annotation, molecular function: olfactory receptor activity; odorant binding; G protein-coupled receptor activity. The coding region runs from base 1 to 1242 and encodes 413 amino acids. The transcript is spliced from 2 exons. Gene Ontology annotation, cellular component: membrane.